UUAUGUCGAUCUUCGGGGUGCAUUCGUAUCGGGUCUCUUCGUGACGUUUCUGAGUAGACCUGGUCUAGCAGAGCACCCUUCAGCGCUUUAACAUGGGUAUGUGCUUCACCGUAUGUAAUUAAACUCGUGCGGUCUUCUCCGAGCGUCAUCGACCAGGCCAGCAAGGUGGUCCACGCACCACAGGCUACUGUGGUCCAUCCACACAGAUUUGAAGCAGCCUUUUAUGCUCAAUUGACCACACCUUCGAGAACAAUGGUGAUACACUUCUAUGGUAAUUUCCUUCCUCCACAAGCCGCUUUCAUUUUGUCCACACGGAAAAGCCACAGUCAACUCGUGAUGGACUGAAACCAAUAUAAAACCUGGACACAUGGCUGAGAUGCACCAUCACACACGUUCCCUCCGCAGGCUCGAUCUGCUCAAUCAUUAUCACUUUCAUUGCAUCGCCUCAUCUACAUCGGUUGUCUGUGACACCAUGCCCUUCCCAUUCGCUCUGUCCCGUGGUCUCUUACUUCUCGCUAUUGGCAUCUGCAAUAUCACAUCGAUUGUGAUUGUAACGCUGGCAUUUGUUGCACAAACCGCAGGACCCUUCGAGGUCCUCGCCGCUACUUCAAGCAGUCUUGCUGUGUUUGUUUUCCCCAUUACGUUAUUGUUCUUGUAUUGCAGGAGACAUGGAGAGGCGACCAACACUAGAAAUCUCGUUACCUUUGGGGCUUUGUGGCUGGCAGAUUUCACAUCUUGUAUCGGCCUGACAGUCCGUGCACACCAGAAUAAGGCGACAGGCCUUUGCAGUGACCUCUCUCAAUCUUGCAAUUGUACAAUGGCUCAUGCCCUCCUCGCUCUUUCGUAUAUGUCCGUCAUCUUUGCCAUCAUUGGUUUCGUAAUCGCAUACAUCGAUAAACACCCCGGUAUCGCCACACUCUCGCCUCGCUAUCCAAUAACCAAAGCUCCAAGUUCACAAUUCGCUGCCUUACAGUAUCCCCUAGAUGUUGAGAUGGACAACAUGUACACUCCGUAUCCAGCUAGAAACCCGAAACACCCAAAGAGGGCGCACAUCGAGGAGAGGUGGACUGAUAUCCCUCUAUAGAGAACAUGCGUUGUUAAUAUAUUAUGUACAUGUAUGGAUGUAAG
Molecule: messenger RNA, 1128 nt
Organism: Suillus paluster
Lineage: Eukaryota; Fungi; Basidiomycota; Agaricomycetes; Boletales; Suillaceae
Exons: 6
Coding region: 368-1084 (238 amino acids)
Source: RefSeq, a predicted model, not a curated record